Pelodiscus sinensis (Chinese soft-shelled turtle) is the source of this 4120-nucleotide messenger RNA. Lineage: Eukaryota; Metazoa; Chordata; Testudines; Trionychidae. The record is from RefSeq and is a predicted model, not a curated record.
CAGGGAACACUGCCUAUGACUAUUUUGGCCAGACCUGCAGUGAGCAGGAGGAAGAAAAUUGAGACCGAAGUGGACACGUUCCUUCAGGAGCUGCGUGAGAGAGUCCAGAUUGGCGUGGUGGGAGGCUCUGACUACUCCAAGAUAGCAGAGCAGCUGGGGGAAGGGGAUGAAGUCAUCGACAAGUUUGAUUACGUCUUUGCGGAGAAUGGUACCGUGCAGUACAAGAAUGGGCAGCUGGUCGCUAAACAGGCUAUCCAGAAUCAUCUCGGAGAGGAGCUUUUGCAGGAGCUGAUCAACUUUUGUCUCAACUACAUGGCACUCCUGAAAUUGCCCAAGAAACGCGGAACCUUCAUAGAAUUCCGCAACGGAAUGCUCAACAUCUCUCCCAUUGGCCGAAGCUGCACCCCAGAAGAGCGAAUAGAAUUUUCUGAGCUGGACAAGAAAGAGAGGAUCCGGGAGAAGUUUGUGGCAGCCCUGCAGCAAGAGUUUGCUGGCAAAGGCCUGCGGUUCUCUCGAGGUGGUAUGAUCAGCUUUGACGUCUUCCCCGAAGGCUGGGACAAGCGCUACUGCCUCGAUAUCCUCGAUGACGAGAGGUUCGACACCAUCUACUUCUUCGGGAAUGAGACCACCCCCGGAGGGAAUGAUUAUGAAAUUUAUGAUGAUCCCCGGACAAUAGGACACAGCGUCCAGUCUCCCCAGGACACGGUCCGGAGGUGCCGUGAGAUAUUUUUUCCAGAGAAAGCUAAUGAAUCGUGACUCCAAUACCCUUUCACCAGCACUCUGCCUCCCAAGAUCCCACAUUAUGAAAACCACCUUCAUUCAAGGACUCUGUGCUGGGCCCUUCGAAGAAAGCUUUCCGGAGCUGGUCAGGAGGGAAAGAUUUAAAUUGAAGCAUGGGAGGGCAUAGAGAAGGGGAUUAUUCACCUUCCGCCACCCUCAGAUACAGGUGGGCUGUGUGAGACCAGAUUCCUCCCUGCCACCAGGUAGAUUCUCUUCCUUUUCCAGGUGAAGGUUCUUGGUGGGAGAUGGUUCCCUGCUUUGUGGUUAUGAGGCAUGUAUAGGGGCCAAUCACUACACUUUCACUCUCUAAAUGUAUUUGCACAAGCGAGGCACUCUUCAUCAGUUAGCACCUUUAAAUAUGAAGUAGGGUCUGGUUCCCCUAAGCUGGGUGGUUCUCAGACUGCUUCACACAGCCCACCGGUCCCUGCAGGUGACCUGGAAAGGGUCUUAAAAAUAGUCAAGGCUGCAAACCCACAUUCUGCUUGUCCCUGUUUUGCCAGAAGUUGGGAAUGAGCGACAGGGGAUGGAUCACUUGAUGAUUAACUGUUUUGUUCACUCCCGCUGGGGCCACUAGCACCAGCCACUGGGCUAGAUGGACCUGGCUGUUCUUGGGUCUUGUACCCUUUCCAGCUUGGUUUAAGUGUAUGAAGAAGGCCAGUAUUUCUUUAGUGUUUAUUUAUAUAGCUCGAAAAAGGGUGCACUGGGUUUCUGUUUUUGUGUACACUAGAAACAUCAGGAAUGUUGGCUUUGAUUUGGCUAGAGCACUUCUGGGAGGUGUCAGGAGUGUUUAUUCUGCCCUUAGCACCUCCGCUGAAGAGGCUGGGAAGUUUAACAAAGAGAUUCUUUUAUCCACGUGUUAAUUAGGCAUUGAAGGAGAGUGGGUGUUCAGUUUAAAAAAAGAAAUCCGCUCUGGCAGUUUCAGCAGUCUGAAUGCUAUGCCCUUUUCUCUCCCACUUGCUCAAGUCUCCCUUGUCUGGAGAAGCUAUGAAGUGAUGCCACUGCCAAACACCCUGGGAACUGCCUGCCUAGACAGGAGCUGGAAUCCUAGUUCAGAAAACCCCAGCCUUUAAAAAACCAACCCAGCCCUUUCAAGCAUUCUUUGUCUGGCUGAAGGAAAGCACAGAACAUCCCUAAUCUGUCCCCUCCCUUUUGCCAGUCACCUCUGCAGAGACAGGUGCCCAUCCACCCAGAGCUGCCCAGGACAUGCCCAGCAGAACUGCUGCCAUUUUUCUUUCCUUUUUCUUUCUCCGGGUCUUUGUGGCUUCUGUUUUUUCACCCAUCUUUAGACUGUUGUGUUCUGAGUACUGCUUUCUUGCCCUGUAGCCCAGAGUGGCUCUUUGCUUCUUUGUAGUGACUAGACCACACACAGAGCCUUCAGUCUCCUCCUGCUACUGAGCUAACAAACCAGGCCCUAGUGCCUCCCAUGGCUUUUGGCCUCCUAGAUCCCGAGUUGUCUGUGGGGUCUGAGCAUACAGAUUCAGGUAGGGGAUCACUUGCAGGGUUCCCUUUCAGCAGUUUUUCAGAGAGGCUGAGUACCCUGUGACACCAGUAUGACAUCGUACUCAGCCACCCUGAUAAUGGGGCCCUGGGUCCUUUGGGCAUGGGAUGUCUACUGGCAGCCCUGCAGGGCUGAGCUUAGAGUUUGACUAAGGGAGAGGAAGAACUUUCCUCCUCCCUCCCUCCGCUGCUGCUUUGUGCCUAUCGACUGUUCUUGGGGCUGGGUGCCGUGGGAGCAGAGAUGUAAGAUGGGUCCCUUACCAGGGCCUACCCGCUUGUUUUCCCAUUCAGGAGCUUAGUUGUGCUGUGGGUGCAGGGUUACACAGCUCUCCCCCCACGCGUUGUGCUCUGCCCUAUACCCACUUUGGACUCAUCUGGGGUCCAUUACUGCACGAUGGGCAACGCCGGCUGCCCAGCCCUGCAGGGUAUUUUCUCAGCAGUGCUAAGGGUCACUUGGCCUUGCUCAACAUCAAGCCUGCUGAGGCUUCCCCAGGGCUCCUGCUAAUGCACAGUUCACCACUUGCAGCUGGAAGGGCACUUCCUUGUGGUGGCAGGUACCGCUCUGUGAAUUUGUUCCAGGGUCUGUUGUGAGAUCCUACCAGCUGCAGGCCACUGUUAUGUUCCUUCUCCACUAGAGCCCAAACCAUAUUUGGGGCCUGGUCAGCACGUGGUGGGCUGUGCCUCCAGCCCCAGGCCGCUGCGGAGGGGAGGCCAGUGUGGCUCUUGGCCAUAGUGCCAGGCUCUUCAGCUUGGGCUGCAGAGGCUGGUGGAUUUAGCGCUGGAGGCCCCUUCUCCAAAGCACAUUGCUGGGCUGCACAGGCUGUAUAAAGUGGAGCAGCUGGGCUGCCUGGGGUGAAGCAGAGUCCAACCAGCUACCCUCCUCAGCAGAUGCACAGAUUGAGCCAGGCUUCCUGUUCUAGCCUUUCCCUGCCUGCAGGCCCCCACCUGCCCUGGCAGCCACAACCACUGCAGGGAAGCAGCAUGAGUGGGAGAAGGGGGUCAAGCUUAUUACCAAAAGCCACCUCUGACUUUGGGAGGGGCUUAGCCCCAGCCAUGCUGUGCAGGGGUGAGGACCUAGCACACGACGUGCACCUGCUCACUGCCUCAGAAGCAGGCCCUGGGGGGCUCAGCUUGGCUGCUUCCUAUUAGCACUGACACUGCCAGCCCUACACUACUGCAGUAAAGCGGGCGAGGGACCAAAUGUGGGUGUGGUGGGAAGGAGCAAGGCUGGGUUCCUUGCUGGAGCUUGGGGCAGUGAGCAUCUGUGCUUUGGCUGAGCAGCGGCUUAUGGCCGAGGAAGAGCUUUUGACCACCCCACAUGGGGCCGCUCCUCAGAAGUAUUUGUGUGCACCCCGUUCCCAGAGCCCUCGUUCGGCUAGUCACUUUGCUCUCCCUAAUGCUGCCAAGAAAUUCACGUUGCCUGUCUACACUGCCUUCUUGUGGAAGAGCUCUUGUGCAAGAGGGCUUAUCCUAUUGGGGAGAGGAAUAACUUCCGGAAGAAGCACUGUUUUUCGACACUGUACUGUAAAUUUACUUAUACAAGAACGCGCAUGCAGUGUAGACGCUCGGCAAGAUUUUGGUCUAGAAUUUACCAUCUGUUUCGUAACACUGGAUUUGUAACCCUGGUGGGUUGAUCUCAUUGUGACAGAGGUGGAGAGGCCAUGAAGUGGGAGCCCUGUCCCUCCCCCUCACCUUCUCCCAGGGGAGACAGAGCAUUCAGUGACCUAUGACAGGCUACAAACAGGGAGGACACCUCCUUUGUGUUAAACCUGCAACUAACCACAGGCCAGCUGGCACUAGUAAACAGACUCUCCCACAGCCCCUAAUGAAGCAGGCAUGAGUA